Molecule: messenger RNA, 1575 nt
Organism: Vigna umbellata (rice bean)
Lineage: Eukaryota; Viridiplantae; Streptophyta; Magnoliopsida; Fabales; Fabaceae
Source: RefSeq, a predicted model, not a curated record
UACAAAUCUGAAUUUUAAGUUUCAACCCUUUCUUCUGUUACUGUGCUUAGAGACUCAGAAUCCCUUUCUUCUUCAUCUUCUUCUUCUUCUUCUCAAAGGCAAUCUCAUUCUCAUUGCUUCUAUCUGUAGCAAAGACCUUCAAUGCCACACUUUUCAACGCUCCCAAUUUUCAAAUCCAUUUUCUAGGUACUGUAUUGUCUCAAUUUCCUCAUUCUUCUCAAUUCAUCCUCCAUUCUGCAUAAUCAUUCCCUUUUGAAGACAUCCCAACUUCGUGAUGAUAUCUUUCUGAGCUUAAUCUAGCUGUAUCAGAUCUUGGGUUUCUCGUUAAACUUCGAGUGAAUCUUGAACUCCAAUGAAAUAAUCUUUGUUUUUUAGUUUUUUCAUUCAUAAGCCCGCCCCCAAAAUGGAGAUUUCGACUGGAGGUUGUUCUCCCAGAAUCAGGUCUGAUUACCCCAGGAAGGAGGGAUCCGAGGGAACCCCUGUUAAGCAGUUUGAACUCUCUGGUCGUGAUCGCAAUUAUGAAAUGCAAUCAAUGAAUGCUUUGGAUAUUCUCAGAGAAACUGUUAGGAUUCUUAGGUUCGAUUCAUGGGGUUUCAUUGCAAUCGCUGUUAUGCUUAUUUGUCCUGUUUCUGCUGUGCUUUUGUCCAAUGUGAUAGUGGAUGUGUCUAUUGUGAAGAAUCUAUCUAUUAGGCUUAUGUUGGUUGCCCAAGCUAGUGGUCUUCCUCUGAGACCAAUUAUCAAACAGUCCUGUCAGCGAUUUGCAGAGACCGUGGUUUCUUCAGCCGUGUGCUUUCCUUUGUAUGCUACAUUGUUGUUAUUGUCCAAAGCUGGUGUUGUCUAUACCGUAGAUUGUACUUAUUGCAGAAAGAGGUUUGAUGCUUCCAAGUUUUGUGUGAUUGUUUCUAAGAUUUGGAGGAAGAUCCUCUUCACAUAUCUGUGGGGCUGUGCGCUUGUGGUUGGUUGCAUCACCUUGUUCUGUGUUUUCCUUGUUGCGUUCUGCAGUGCAUUAGCUGUUCUUGGGUUUUCCCCUGAUAUUGUUGUGUACUGUGCAAUGCUGGUUGGGUUGGUUUUCUCUGUCGUCUUUGCCAAUGCCAUAAUCAUCUGUAACAUUUCGAUAGUGAUCUCUGUGUUGGAGGAUGUUUCGGGAGCGCAGGCAAUGCUGCGGUCUAGUAUUUUGAUCAAGGGUCAGACACAGGUUGGUCUACUGAUAUUUCUUGGAUCGACUAUAGGGAUGGCCUUUGUGGAGGGCUUGUUUGAGCACAGAGUAAAGACAUUGAGCUAUGGUGAUGGAUCUUCAAGGGUGUGGGAAGGGCCACUCUUGGUGGUGAUGUAUUCAUUUGUAGUGCUUAUAGAUUCCAUGAUGAGUGCAGUUUUCUAUUUCAGUUGCAGAUCUUCUAGCCUGGAGGUCUCAGAUAGCGAAGGCAACUCAAUUUUAGAAACUAUGACCAUUUCUGCUGAAUCAAUGGGAAUUCAAUGACAUUGUCAGCAUGGUAUUGAUUGUGCCAAUUGAAUGAAUAAGAAGAAGAGGGAAGCUGUAAGCGUUUGUUCCCUGAAAACUGGGUUGCUAUUGAGGAA